CGUCAAGCCGGAGCCGCGGGAGGAGGCGGGAGCCGGGGAGUCGCAGAGGGGGCGGGUCGGCGUCGGGCGCCACGUCCGCAGCCGGAGGCCGCUGCCGCCGUCAACGGAGUCUUCUGGCUCCACAGCUUCAGAAGGCGUCUCGGGAGCCCGCAGCCGCCCGGGGCUGUGCCAGCAGCUCAGGCCGCCUCGGCUCUUCUCGGCUCUGCCCGCUUCCCCUGCCGGCCCCGGCCUCGGGCGGCGGCCCCCGAUCGUGGCGAUCAUGAAUCAGGCAGAUAAAAAUCAACAAGAAGUCCCGUCUUACCUUAGUGAUGAACCACCGGAAGGCUCAAUGAAAGACCACCCACAGCAGCAGCCUGGCAUGUUGUCCCGUGUGACCGGGGGUAUCUUCAGUGUUACAAAGGGAGCUGUUGGUGCCACCAUCGGUGGCGUGGCUUGGAUUGGUGGGAAGAGCCUGGAGGUGACCAAAACAGCUGUUACAACUGUGCCUUCCAUGGGAAUAGGGCUGGUGAAAGGCGGCGUGUCCGCUGUGGCUGGAGGGGUUACGGCCGUCGGAUCCGCCGUGGUCAACAAAGUGCCCUUAACAGGAAAGAAGAAAGACAAGUCUGACUAAGACACGGAGACCCGCUCGCUCUCCACAGCAUUAUGAUGCCAGUGGCAUUGAAUUGCUCAAUUAUGGACCACAACUUAAGUCAACUGUCUUUUGGACAUUUAUCUUCUUAAACUGCUGUGUUGAAAGUAUUGAUGACUGGCUUUCGUCUAAAAAGAAGAGACCAAUACUAGCACAGUGUAUGAAGGUUUCUCGUACUUAAAUUCCAGCUUUUUCUCUGGCAAAAUGUUACACUUAUUCAGCUGUAACUGAAGAUAUAUUUGAAUAUUUACUAUGUCUCUCAGUUUAACUAAAAAUGUGAAAGUGGAAUUUAGUGGACGGUCUUUACAGUUCCGUGUGUAUAACGUGCCAGGCGACUCAUCUGCCCCUUAGAAAGGGAAACUUCGACCUACAUAAACUGUACUUUUGAUGUGCCUAAUAGUUUCAGAUGUCUUAGUUUUUUUUUUUAAAUAAUCAUAGUUGAUUAGGCCAAGAAGCAUUCUUAUUUAAGCUGGUAAAAGUAGCAGGAUUUAGAGAAAUUUAAAAGGAAAGAUAAAUGGUUUUCUGAUCCUGAGUGUUAACCAUCUUUUGUUAGACAUGCAUUCUAUUAAUUGAAUCAUCCAUGCCUUACAUAACAUCUUUUCUAAUACCCCAAAUAUGUGCUGUUCUUAGAAUUAUAUAUGGAUUCUCAUACAAGCUGUUUAUGGAAUUAGUUUUCCCUCUCUAAGAACCUCAGGAGUGGUGGAUAAAGGCAUUUCUUGCUCUUAGCAGAGGAGAGAGUGCUUAUGAACUUUCCGUUAACUGCUGGUAGUUACGACCACAUGCUGUGCUCCAGCUGGGGCUCGGGCACCUCAGGGCGAAGGCCUCACAGUGCCCGAGGGCCGUUUGCUGGCCCAAAGGUAUGUUGGGAGGGUUUCAGAUUAAGGAGGAACAAAUAAAUUUAAGCUCUUAAAAAUUACCUAGAAUGUCCAAGAUAUAAACAGAAUUCUUCCCACCUAUUUUAUUAUUUUAUCUCUAGGAUGGCUUAAAUUAUUAGCAGUACUUCUGUUUAAAAACAUAGUAAAAGAACCACAAAUAAGUGGGGUUGACUUUUAAAUGGAAUGGAAUGGGCUCCAUAGAUUAGUUGUGAAUCGUGCUUCCGUGGUUUAUAGGCUUGUAAAAUGUUACCUAACUGUCCUUCAAAGCAGCUGUAGGCUUUGUAUCAUUUUCCAAGUCAACCUCAGGCAGGGAGCUGAAGUUUCUGAUUAUGAACGGUGUGUAUCAUCCUUUAACAUAGCUCAUCGUAUCUCCUUCAUUUGCAAGAACAUGACUUAGCUGAAAUUCACCUUUUUGGUUUUCAUUUCAUAAAAAUUUAAAGUGUAUACAUUGUCAGCAUUCCUUAUAAUCCAAGCCUGAAAAAAAAUCAGUUUUCUUUAUUGACACUUCUGUCCAGAAACCCCGCCUCCAUUCUUCAGGGUUCCCGCCCCCACGCCUCCCAAGGGAGGGGAGGGAAGGUGUCCUGCUCUGGAGUACGGAAGCCAGGAAGCAUCGCUGAGAACUCCAAGCAGGUGACUCCAGCACAAGGCUUAAAUGUUUGUUCGUAAAUGACUCAGAGUUUUACAUUAAUAAUGUGGAUUAAGAAACAGAUAAGGACGUAACUUGUAAAAGCUUUCAUAAAUACCAGGAGGGGUUUUUAGAAAAUCUACAAAGAUUCUUGAACCUUUUCUACAGUUACACAAAACUGAAGUCUUUAAGGAGUUUACUAUAUCAGAAAUUAAAUGGCCAUUUCACGCUGUAUUAUUUAAGGUAUACUUACUUGAGCUGGUGUAUCUGGUCAGAUACCAUAAUUAGAAAAGGGUUUUGAAAAGAAAAUCCAAAAUUAAUAGAUGACCACAAAUAAUGAUCUAAAUAAAGGUAGUAGAAAACGUGUUUCCUGCUAUUUGAAAAGAAUUGUUGCUAGUUUAUAUUUCUAAUUUAUCUUUAGUCAUAGGCUCUGCUGUGCUCUGUACCUGAAUUUCUCAAUUUAAACUUUAAUUUACUGUGUGCUCGCAUAUUUAUUUUUAACUUUGCUUGUCUUUAGAACUGCGUGAGGAACAUGGUUGUAAUCAGUUUCUGCUACAGGAGAGCCACCUGGCGCGUGUUGCCAAGUUUGUUUUAAAUUCCAAACUGCAACAGUUCGGGAGAGGCUUUUACAGCGACGGCAGAGAGCCACACACAUGAACCGUUAGUCAUGGAGGUUCCUGUUGAAAUGAACCUGCCAUUUGAUAGGUCUAGCUGUACACCUGAGUCUUCUCCGGUUUAUUUUUGUAGAUUAGCAGUUCGACCUGUUCAGUAGCACUCAUUCACUUCGAGAAACGAAGACUGUUGUAUAUACCUGGAGGCGUCCGUUAUUCCGCUUGUCUUUGGAGUGGGUCUUUGGCACAGGGAGGGAAUACUUGUGUGACCCACUGGUUGCUCUAAUCAUGUUGAUAUGAAUCCUGCACGCAGUGAAAGAAAUGUCAGAUGAAAAAUAACUGGUGACUGAAUUUUUUUUUGUAUUAAAGAAAUGGGAAAAGAAUACAUGAAUCUGUUAAUAAAGCACUAUGAUCUGCAAAAUAUGAAAUGUUGCAUAAAGAUCUAAGGAAAUAAAGGACAUUUUUGAAACAG
This is a messenger RNA of Phyllostomus discolor (pale spear-nosed bat), 3211 nucleotides long. It is a transcript of the gene TMEM263, whose product is annotated as transmembrane protein 263. The record is from RefSeq and is a predicted model, not a curated record. The transcript has 3 exons. NCBI's taxonomy places the organism in Eukaryota, Metazoa, Chordata, Mammalia, Chiroptera, Phyllostomidae. The coding region runs from base 260 to 610 and encodes 116 amino acids.